Molecule: messenger RNA, 781 nt
Organism: Schistosoma margrebowiei
Lineage: Eukaryota; Metazoa; Platyhelminthes; Trematoda; Strigeidida; Schistosomatidae
Source: the annotation of a GenBank genome assembly
GCCUACUGGCUUGACUGGCUUAAGCAAAGCAUUCUCUAGAAAGAAGCGUAACGGCGUCAAACCAUCCCAUCGCUCCCUGGCACAUUGUUCAGUUAUAAGGAAAGCCAUUCAACAAAUGGAGGCACUCGGAAUGUGUCAGAAACGUGAAAAUGGGUAAGCUGAACACUUGUCAUACAUGCGAUCUUGAGAUGAAAUAAACCGUCACGAGGUUAGAGUAAUAAAUAAACACCUCCAGUUCAAUUUUUUAACUGGCAUUUAGGGUAUUGAACAGUAGCCCGUCCUAAUUGCUUCUAUUGCUGUAUGCGCGGAAGCACCGGUCACUAUGUAAAUUUUCAAACAUAGCAAUUACAGUGAUACAUUUUUAAAAGAGCGCUGACUGUAGAUUAUACCCGUGGUAGAUUUUGAGAACACAUGUAAAUUUGAAAUGCCUGUUAAUAUAUGCGCUUUUACUAGCUUCAGCAUUUUUGUAAGCGUCUGUCUUUUAGCACUGAAAAGACUCAAUGUGGAAAUAGGCAAUUAUAAUGUAUUAGAAAUGCGUGGUCCUGAUGAACUCGGUUCUACUGAAUAGGUGAUUUUCAAUUAGGUUGUCGACUUGUAAGGUUUUAAAUCCACGGGUCUGUCGAAAAAACUAUUGCUUCGGUGAAAUAAGUAUUUCUUGUAAGUUGAUAUACGUUUGUGCGUCAUGUUUUUUAAUUGACUAAACACUGAUUGAUUAACAUAUAAAAUUAAGAAUAACUCUUUAAACACUUUUAUUUUAGCGGGAGAUCUCUUACAUCGACUG